AUGUCGCAGUCACAGUCGCAACCUGGGGUGAUCCCCUAUGGCUCCAGCAUCGUUCACUCCGCGCCCGUCGACAUGGCUCGACCCAUCAACCACGAGAACAUUAGAGGCAAAACGAUACUCAUCACGGGAGGCGCUUCAGGGUUUGGGGCAGCGUGCUUCCGCGAAUGGGCGUCUCACGGCGCCAACGUGAUCAUUGGCGACCUCAACGAGAAGGCCGGCACCGAGCUGGUCGCACAGGUUCGCCAGGCCACAGAAAACCAGAACCACCAUUUCAUCCCGCUCAACGUGACCAGCUGGCAGAGUCAAGUCGCCUUCUUCAAGCAGGCCGCCCGGCUGAGUCCGCACGGCGGGAUCGACCACGUCAUGGCCAACGCCGGGGUGGCCGAUUCAGCGGAGCAGCUUCUAUUCGAGGACCCGCCCGACUAUGGGAAGAUGGUGGACGAGCAUGUCCCGCCCAACCCAGGCCUUCGCACGCUGGACACCAACCUGAACGGCGUCAUGUACACUACACACCUGGCGAUAUCAUAUCUGUCGCAGAAUCCGGGAAGUGAGAAAUGUCACGCGGACAAGCAUUCGGGAGCACGAGAUCGACAUCUCAUCCUGGUGUCCUCGAUUGCCGGGCUGGCGGCUCUGCCGGGCCAGUCUAUCUACGCCGCGGCCAAGCACGGCGUGGUUGGGUUGUUUCGGACACUGAGGCUGACAAUCCCGCUGAAGAGAGGGAUCAGGGUGAACAUGAUCAAUCCAUAUUUCGUCGACACGCCUAUCCUGGGACCUCUGGGCGCCUUGGUCCUCGCGGGCGGCGCAAUGGCCAAGAUUGAGUCGGUGGUCGAAGCCACGACGCGGCUCGUGGCCGAUCAAGGCAUCAUCGGCCGCGCACUCAUGAUAGCCAGCAAGACCUCCGAGGAGGACGCAAGGGCAGUGGGCCUCGAGCGGGCCAUAGAAGACCAGGCAGUCUGGGAUUGUUACGCCGACGACUUUGAGCAGACGGACCUGUUUACGAGACGGAUCAUUGGGAUUACGAAUCUGGUGACGCGGACAAGAGGCUGGGCGGGCAUGUGGUCGGAUAUUGGGAGUAAUUUGUCCAGGAAACUGUGGAAGGCUCUGGGGUAUUGA
Molecule: messenger RNA, 1113 nt
Organism: Fonsecaea pedrosoi CBS 271.37
Lineage: Eukaryota; Fungi; Ascomycota; Eurotiomycetes; Chaetothyriales; Herpotrichiellaceae
Exons: 2
Coding region: 1-1113 (370 amino acids)
Cellular component (GO): cytoplasm
Molecular function (GO): oxidoreductase activity, acting on the CH-OH group of donors, NAD or NADP as acceptor
Source: RefSeq, a predicted model, not a curated record